AAAAAGCUAGUCUCUCACCCCAUUGAUCGCUUUUUGGUCCCAAACAAAAGAACUUCCUCUCUGCUCACCUCUCUCGCUCCACCACCACCUGCGUCGCGCACGGCCCCCGUACCUCCUCAACCAGACUGCACUGACCCCACAGCCACCCUGACGGUGAAGAGUCAUCGUCCCAGUUCAAAUACCAGGGUUCCCGUGUUUUUUAUUUACUGUAUUACUUGAGUUUUCUCAAUCUUGUCCGUCUUCCUUGAUCAUUCUACUGCCGCUUCCACAAUGGCGAAGAAGUAUGUGACAACAGAGAAUGCGCCCCUCUCUCAGUUCGGUGUAUUGGUAGCGCAAUUGGAGUCCAUAGUCGCCUCAGCAUCCCAUAAACCUCAGGAGCCACUUCUAUGUUUCGACCUCCUCUCCGAUCUCAUAUCCGCCAUUAACGAAGAGCCCAAGGAAUCCAUUUUGUUGUGGCAAAGGAGAUGCGAGGACGCAUUAUAUUCCUUGCUUACUCUUGGUGCUCGGCGACCUGUCCGCCAUCUGGCUUCAGUUGCUAUGGCGAGGGUUAUAUCCAAGGGAGAUGGCAUUUCCAUAUACUCUCGAGCGAGCAGUCUCCAAGGCUUUCUUUCUGAUGGAAGGAGGAAUGAACCACAAAAAGUUGCUGGGGCUGCACAGUGCUUAGGAGAAUUAUAUAGACAUUUUGGGAGGCGAAUCACAUCAGGUUUACUUGAAACGACUAUCAUUGCCACGAAACUUUUCAAGUUUAAUGAGGAAUUUGUGAGACAAGAAGCUUUAUAUAUGCUUCAAAAUGCUUUGGAAGGCUCUGGUGGAAACGCAGCAGCUUCAGCAUAUACAGAGGCAUUUCGUCUCAUCAUGCGGUUUGCAGUUGGUGAUAAAUCAUUUCUUGUUAGAAUUGCUGCUGCAAGAUGUCUGAAGGCAUUUGCCAUUAUUGGAGGACCUAGUCUAGGGGUGGGAGAGCUAGACAGUUCAGCUUCUUAUUGUGUCAAGGCCCUUGAGGAUCCUGUUUCUUCUGUCCGUGAUGCAUUUGCUGAAGCAUUGGGUUCGUUGCUUGCUCUUGGAAUGAAUCCUCAUGCACAGGUUCAACCAAGGGGGAAAGGACCUUUCCCUCCAGCAAAGAAACUGGAAGGUGGUUUGCAUAGACAUUUAGCAUUGCCUUUCACAAAAGUUGGAGCUCGGUCAAAGGACGUGCGAGUUGGCAUAACCUUGUCUUGGGUAUUCUUUUUACAGGCGAUUCGUCUAAAAUACAUGCAUCCAGAUAGCGAGCUACAAAACUAUGCAAUUCAGGUUAUGGAAAUGCUUUGUUCCGAUAAUUCUGUUGAUGCCCAUGCACUGGCUUGUGUGCUCUAUAUCCUUCGUGUUGGUGUUACUGAUCAAAUGGCAGAGCCUACGCAAAGGAGUUUUUUGGGUUUUCUUGGGAAUCAGCUUAUGUCUCUAGAUGCCAGUCCUUCCAUGAAAAUUGCCGCUCUACGUACUGCAUCAUAUACCCUGAAAACGCUGGGAGAGGUUCCAGUUGAUUUCAAGGAAGUUCUUGACAACACUGUUGUUGCAGCAGUAUCUCAUUCUUCACAACUCGUUCGAAUUGAGGCUGCUUUGACAUUACGUGCCCUGGCUGAGGUUGAUCCCACCUGUGUUGGUGGUUUAAUUUCUUAUGGAGUGACCAUGCUAAAUGCUUUGAGAGAAAAUGUGGCAUAUGAGAAGGGGAGUACUUUGCAAUUAGAGCUUGAUUCUUUGCAUGGACAAGCUACUGUCUUGGCAGCUCUGGUGUCCAUUUCCCCAAAAUUACCUCUCGGUUUUCCUGCCAGAUUGCCCAGGUCAAUCCUUGAAGUUACAAAGAAGAUGCUGAAUGAAUCUAGUCGGAACCCAAUGGCAGCUACAAUUGAAAAAGAAGCUGGGUGGUUACUUUUGUCAUCCCUGUUAGCUUCUAUGCCAAAGGAGGAACUUGAAGACCAGGUUUUUGAUAUUCUUUCCUUGUGGGCUUCCCUCUUUACUGGAAAUCUAGACGAUGAAACUAACCAAACUGGAGAUUUGACGAGUAGGAUACGAAUGUGGUCUGCUGCAGUUGAUGCACUUACUGCAUUUUUAAGAUGCUUUCUUUCUCCUAAUGAUGGGAAUAACGGGAUUUUGCUUCAACCUGUACUUGUAUACCUGAGUAGGGCUUUAUCGUAUAUAUCGCUGAUAGCGGCCAAGCAACUGCCAAAUGUGAAGCCUGCUUUGGAUAUAUUUAUCAUCCGGACAUUAAUAGCUUACCAGUCUCUUCCUGAUCCAACAGCAUAUAAGAAUGACCACCCCAUGGUUCUUCAAAUUUGCACAAGCCCAUUCAUAGAGGCUUCUGGAUGUGAAGAAAGUACAUGCUUGAGGUUUCUGUUAGACAAAAGAGAUGCAUGGUUGGGUCCCUGGAUUCCUGGAAGAGAUUGGUUUGAAGAUGAACUUCGUGCAUUUCAAGGUGGCAAAAACGGCCUUAUUCCUUGUGUCUGGGAGAAUGAAGUUUGUAGCUUUCCUCAGCCGGAACCAGUAAACAAGACAUUGGUGAACCAGAUGCUCCUCUGCUUUGGCGUCUUGUUUGCCUCUCAGGAUAGUGGGGGGAUGCUGUCACUUCUUGGAAUGAUUGAGCAGUGCCUGAAAGCUGGAAAAAAGCAACCAUGGCAUGCAGCGAGCAUAACCAAUAUAUGUGUGGGGUUACUUUCAGGAUUUAAGACUUUGCUUUCCUUGCGUCCCCAGCCAUUAUCACUUGAGAUACUAAAUUCCGCACAGGCGAUAUUUCAGAGCAUUCUGGCAGAGGGAGACAUCUGUCCAUCACAACGUAGGGCUUCAUCAGAAUGUCUUGGUCUUUUAGCUCGUCUUGGAAACGAUAUCUUUACAGCAAGAAUGACUAGAUCUCUGCAUGGUGACCUAACUGGGGCAACAGAUUCAAACUAUGCUGGAUCAAUUGCUUUUGCUCUUGGCUGCAUUCAUCGCAGUGCAGGAGGCAUGGCAUUGUCAACUUUAGUGCCUUCAACUGUGAGCUCAAUCUCGUUGCUUUCUAAAAGUUCAAUAGCUGGUUUACAGAUAUGGUCUUUGCAUGGGCUUCUGUUGACCAUUGAAGCUGCUGGCUUGUCCUUUGUAUCUCAAGUCCAGGCAACACUUGGUCUUGCUCUGGAAAUUCUUUUGUCCGAGGAGAAUGGAUGGGUUGCACUUCAGCAAGGUGUUGGUCGUCUUAUAAAUGCUAUUGUUGCUGUUCUUGGUCCUGAACUUGCCCCUGGCAGUAUUUUCUUUUCACGUUGCCAGUCUGUUGUUUCAGAGAUAAGCUCUGGGCAAGAAACAGCAACGAUACUCGAGAGUGUACGCUUUACCCAGCAACUUGUUCUUUUUGCACCACAAGCUGUUUCCGUGCACACCCAUGUGCAAACUCUUCUACCUACUUUGUCCUCAAGACAGCCAGCAUUAAGGCAUCUAGCUGUUUCCACUCUACGACAUCUGAUUGAAAAAGAUCCAGUCUCCAUUGUUGUUGAGCAAAUAGAGGAGAAGUUAUUUCACAUGCUGGAUGAAGAAACAGAUUCUGAGAUAGGGGAUCUGGUGCGCACCACAAUCAUGCGAUUGCUCUAUGCAUCAUGCCCUUCCUGUCCAUCUCAUUGGAUAUCAAUUUGUCGUAAUGUGAUUCUUGCCACAUCAACGCGAAGAAAUGCUGAUAGUAGUAGCAGCUUAGAAAAUGAUUCUUCAAAGGGUAUAGAGGGUGACCCAAGUGUAAAUUUUGGAGAAGAUGAUGAGAACAUGGUUUCUAGCACCACAGGUGUGCUCCAUGGUAUUCUGAACAGAGAUAAACACCUCAGAUACCGAACCAGAGUUUUUGCUGCUGAGUGUUUGAGUUACCUACCUAAAGCUGUUGGAAAGAAUCCAGCUCAUUUUGAUCUCUGUACUGCUAGGAGCCAACCUACUAAUAGACAGGCCUCUAGUGAUUGGCUCGUCCUCCAUAUACAAGAACUUAUAGCUCUUGCAUACCAGAUAAGCACGAUCCAGUUGGAAAACAUGCAGCCAAUUGGUGUGGGGCUUCUGAGUACCAUUACAGAUAAGUUUGAAAAGACACCUGACCCGGAGCUUCCAGGGCAUCUCCUACUAGAACAGUAUCAGGCCCAGCUCGUAUCUGCUGUCCGCACUGCCUUAGACUCGUCCUCUGGCCCUAUUCUAUUGGAAGCAGGCUUCCAGCUUGCUACGAAGACACUGACUAGUGGAAUAAUUAAGGGCGAUCAAAUUGCUGUUAAACGCGUAUAUGCAUUAAUUUCACGACCAUUGAAUGAAUUUAAGGACCUGUAUUAUCCUUCAUUUGCAGAAUGGGUCUCAUGCAAGAUCAAGAUAAGACUUCUUGCUGCUCAUGCCUCUCUCAAAUGUUAUACAUAUGCGUUCUUGAGGAGACACCAUAGUGGGGUUCCUGAUGAAUAUCUAGCAUUGUUACCAUUAUUUUCAAAGAGUUCAAGUAUGCUUGGGAAGUACUGGAUUAGUGUUUUGAAGGAUUACAGUUAUGUAUUCUUGUGCUUGCAUCUUAAGACAAAGUGGAAUCCAUUUCUUGAUGGAAUUCAGUCACCUCUGGUAUCGUCAAAGUUGCAACCUUGCUUAGAAGAAUCGUGGCCAGUAAUAUUGCAGGCAAUUGCAUUGGAUGCAGUUCCUGUGAAUAUUGAAGAGAACGAGUAUUCAAACUCCACUACUCAAAAUAUAUCAAGCAAUAACUUAUUGUCUGGACAUCGCAUGGUUAAAUUGGAAUCCGAAGAAUAUCAAUUUCUUUGGGGAUUUGCUCUACUGGUCUUAUUUCAGGGCCAAUAUUCUACCCUUGGUGAACUGAAAAGUCCACUUUAUUUCAUUAAAGCUAGUAACGGUGGAGAUUCAGCUAGUGAAGGGUUUUCUUUCCCAGGAAUUAAGUUAUAUGAAAUUGCAUUACCGGUUUUCCAGUUUCUGUCGACCAAAAGGUUUGCCAGUGCGGGAUUUCUCACUUUGGACAUAUGCAGAGAACUGCUACAGGUUUUCUCAUAUUCUAUGUGCAUGGAUAAUUCCUGGGAUAGUCUUUCAGUGUCUGUAAUAUCACAGAUUUUGAAGAACUGCCCUGAAUCUUUUUAUGAAGUGGACAACUUUGCUUAUUUGGCAAUGGAACUUUGUUUGGCUUAUCUUUACAAAGUGUUUCAAAGUAGUAAGGCAAUUUCUCUGGACAAACUGUCGGAGGAUUUGAUAUCCACAUUAUUUAUCACUGCAGAAACACUUGUGAACUGUUUUCAACCAAGGGUCAGUAAGACACAACUAGUCUCUGCGGCAUUGGCGUUUCUUUUAAUUGGCUACAAGGGAAUCAGAGAAGCCUCGACUGAGUUUUAUUUCUCCAAGGUGGACAAUUUUUUCAAGUGCACAAGUCUAUUAUUGAAAAGAUUUAUUGAUGAUAAAUCCGGUGUUGGUGAAGAUGGUCUUGUUCAUAUGCAAAAGUUAUUGGGAACUUGUCUGAAUGUGAUGACUGAUUUGACCGAGGAUUGCAUUAAGUCCAUUCAUCUGCAGGAAAAUAAGAGAUCCGACUUGCACAUACUACUGCAAACAAAGCUUGCUUUCUCUCUUGAACAAACUAUAUCAUUUGCCAAGUUGGGUUAUGAAAUAGAUUAUCUUGAUGAGAAUAGAGAUGGUGACUCCGUCUAUUAUCCUUUGUUUAAAUACUGCACAAAAUGUGUUCAAACUGUACUUAACGAUUCAAAUGUUCAGGUUCAAUCAAUUGUGUUACAAGUGCUAAGAAGUUUGGUACAGAAAACCCCAAAUGCGGAAGGCAACAAUUUUUUAAUGCUUUUUGUUGGGGAGCUUACAGCAGAUUUUUUUGUGAUAAUCCAGAAUGCUGUAAAGAAACCUGUAACUGAAAAAUCAGCAACUGUUGCUGGCGAAUGCUUAAGACUCUUAGUAGUGCUGCAAACACUUUCAAAACCUAGUGAAUGUCAGAGAGGUUUUAUGAAUUUACUCCUGGAAGCCGUAGUCGUGGUUUUCAAGGCUUCAGAAGAAGGUUCUUCACUGGAAGUCAAUACAUUAAGAAGCACUGCUGUAAGGCUUGUUUCUCAUCUUGCUCAGCUUCCUUCCUCAGCAGUUCACUUCAAGGAUGUAUUGCUGUCUAUGCCUGUAACACAUCGACAGCAACUUCAGGGGUUCAUCCGUGCGUCUGUGACUCAAGAGCAUAAUGCAACACAGCUGAAGCCCACAACUCCGUCGUUAGAGAUAAAAUUACCAGUUCCAACAGAGGCAAGCAAAGAGAAACCUCUGCCAUCAGCCACCACAGCGCAUUCUCUUUCUGAUGACCAAGAAAUCGAAGAGGAAGAGGAUGAAGAUGAUUGGGAUGCUUUCCAGUCUUUUCCUGCCGCUUUAAAUGCAGCUGAAAGUGAAGCAAAAAUAGAAAGCACGGUGGAAGAACCUGACUUGGAAGUGAAUACGCAGAGUGAUUACACUCAUGGAGAAUCUAUUCUGCAUCCUCCCAACAACAUGGAUGCAGUCAACGAUACAGACCAUCAGGAGGCUGGUGAAAGGGAGGUGAUAUCAGAUGGCCUAAAAUCCCCACAGGGUAACCCACCAACCAACAAUACCGAGGCAGAAGAACCACGUGAUCUCCAAACUAAUAGCAGUAUUAUCGGGCCAAACGAUGAUCAGCAUUUGAUGAGAGACGAGGAAGUGGUUUCCAGACAAGAGGGAAUGGCAGCAGGGUUGAACCAAGUGAGGACUGAGCAUAUGGCAUCUGAACUUGAUGAUCCUAGUGAAGAUGCUGAAGCAUCAGUUGAGAUGAAUUUAGGGCAUCAUGUGCAGGAGAAAAAAGAGAAGGGUGAUGAUAAAGCAGGGCAGGUAUCGUCAGAUCCUCUGCCACUUGAUGAGGAAGUGUCUGAUAAAAGAGAAGACAAGGAAGAAGCAGCUUCCGAAAAGUCUCGCCUCAAGCACAACCUAGACUGAUGGCGCUACGUUAAAUUGAGAAUUGUGUUACUCUUUAAGUUAACAACAGUAUUGAUAUUAUAGUCACUUGUAUGAAUCAUAGAAACAAAAAAUAUGGUAUGAUGAGUGAAAUCAGAACCCUACCCUUCUCACAAGUUACAACACUAUUGCCUUUAUCACCUUCAAGAGAUAUAGAAAAAAUACACAAGUUUACUUUUUU
Molecule: messenger RNA, 7123 nt
Organism: Pyrus x bretschneideri (Chinese white pear)
Lineage: Eukaryota; Viridiplantae; Streptophyta; Magnoliopsida; Rosales; Rosaceae
Product: protein SWEETIE
Exons: 48
Coding region: 271-6924 (2217 amino acids)
Biological process (GO): carbohydrate metabolic process
Source: RefSeq, a predicted model, not a curated record